Mercenaria mercenaria is the source of this 474-nucleotide messenger RNA. RefSeq names its product leucine-rich repeat-containing protein 55-like. NCBI's taxonomy places the organism in Eukaryota, Metazoa, Mollusca, Bivalvia, Venerida, Veneridae. The record is from RefSeq and is a predicted model, not a curated record. Bases 1 to 474 code for a protein of 157 amino acids. Gene Ontology annotation, molecular function: protein binding. The transcript has a single exon.
AUGCAAGAAAAUAAACCAGAUCUGUUUGAAGUAUUGUUUUCUGCAUACACUAAACUACGAGUCAUUAACCUGUCUUACAAUCGACUUCCUAUGGUUCCUGCAAAAUUAUUCAAAAACUGUAAAAGUAUUGAAAUCAUUGAUCUCUCUUACAACAAGCUUGAGCAAUUACACCUCGAUCUAAUGAACUUACAGCAUCUCCGCGUUCUCGAUGUGAGCAAUAACAUGAUAAAGAUACCGGAUGAAGUGUCCAUCAAAGAUUUAAACGAAAUUCCAUGUGCAAAGUCAUUGAUGUCUGGAGAAAACCAAUGUUCAGUCGUUUUCACAUCAAACCCAAUCACAUGUUCAACCUGUGAUAGUAAGCCUUUCAUCGAAUGGCUUUCUAAUGCAAAGAAUGUCAACGCAAAAGCACAAAGUCUCUCUUGCACUAAUGAAGAUGGUUUGACUGUUAACAUUGACGGGUCAGUUACAAGUUAA